UUACUACAGUUACAGUAUAAGAGUGACUAGCAUCUACCUCUCUCGUUCAAGCUAACACGCUACGGAAUUGCUCGACGUUGUAGCACCGAGAAGCCCCAUUCUGAAAGAUGGCUGACACAAAUCAACAACCCCCCCCUGCCCAGCUUGGGCCUGUGCAAUUUCUAAUGAGCAACAAGCUGGAAACGGCCAUGUGGCUUUCUCGUCUCUUCACAGUCUACUGCUCAGUUAUGUUCAUCCUACCGGUCUUGGGUCUAUGGGCCCCAGCAGCCUGAUGUUCAUCAGAAACCUUCUGGACAAACUAUCGGCCAACCAGCAAAACAUACUGAAGUUCAUUGCCUGUAAUGAGAUUUUCUUAAUGCCUGCUACUGUCUUCAUGCUCUUCAGUGGUCAGGGAAGCCUGUUGCUGCCCUUUAUUUAUUACCGAUUCCUCACCCUCCGCUACACAUCCAGAAGAAAUCCAUACUGCCGCACCCUGUUCACAGAGCUGCGGAUUCUUCUGGAGCACUUCAUCAUGAAGCCCGCCUGCCCCGCCUUCUUCAGGAGGAUGUGCCUCAGCAGCAUCGCCUUCAUCAGCCGCCUGGCUCCCACCGGAGUCUGAUCUCUCUUAGUUUUCCUCUCUCUCGUUUUCUUCCUGUUUUUAUUUUCCAGCUAUGUAAGAUAUGACUUAAACUGUGAUGGGGACAGACUUUGCCAUCAGUGGAAGAACUUUGUGUUGAAUGUCAACGUUACAGUCUGAGCUCCGACUCUUCUGUAUUCCUGAGUACAGCUGAAGAAGAGCCGGUAAAGCACUGAAUCUCACUGAAUAUCCCGGUGACGCUUCUCCUCCUGACCUGCUAGUGUGGCCUCACUCAGACGGCGGAUGCUCUGACUUUUUUACGUUCACCGAAGAGCACGGCUGACGUCUGCGGCAGUCUGUGUUUCGGCAGUUUUUGUUCUUCCUUUCAUGUCAUUAUUUAUUCAUUUAAUAGUUUAUUUUAUGAAAAAAAUUAACAUUCUGAGAUUAAUAACUUAACUAAAAUGUGCUUCUACAUAAUUGUCUUCAUGUCCUUUCUCUUUAAAAUUUCACUUAAUCAUUUCUGUUCCCCACAGCAUCUGUUAUAAUUUGUCUAAAUGCCUGACUUUGAAUGUUUUUUUGUUUGUUUAGUUUUAUUUUUUUGUAUCGAUGCCAUCACCGGAUUCUUUCUAAAAGUACAGACUUAUGUACCUGUGAUUCAAAUAGGUGUUAAACUGCGAAAAUAUUUGCUGUAUUUUUAAAAACAUUUUAAGGUACCAGACAUUCUGCUGUAUGAUCCAGAUUUGAAAUGAUUUGCACAGUGCAUGUCAUCCUUCUGAAUGCAUCUUGAAAUUGUUUUUCAGUUAAAGAGCAGUUUUAAAUUUAUGUUCAUUUAUUUUGCUCCAUAUUGCCUGUUUAAUGCUCACUCUUUUUUUUUGUUUUUUAUCAUGUUUAAUGUGCUUAUAUGCCUACAAACGUACCACAUUUUUAUGGCAAGAAUAAAAAUAUUAAGUAAACCAG
Molecule: messenger RNA, 1513 nt
Organism: Menidia menidia (Atlantic silverside)
Lineage: Eukaryota; Metazoa; Chordata; Actinopteri; Atheriniformes; Atherinopsidae
Source: the annotation of a GenBank genome assembly